Molecule: messenger RNA, 2920 nt
Organism: Salarias fasciatus (jewelled blenny)
Lineage: Eukaryota; Metazoa; Chordata; Actinopteri; Blenniiformes; Blenniidae
Product: clusterin-like protein 1
Cellular component (GO): nucleus
Molecular function (GO): misfolded protein binding
Source: RefSeq, a predicted model, not a curated record
AGAUCUGUUUUCCUUCUCUCUUCGGAUAACACAGCCUUCAAACCCAGGCUCAGCGCUAAUAGCUCCAGUUUGACCCAGCCUGCCACAUAUUGGAUUCCAGAGCAGCCUGAGAUGAUAAAGCGACUAAUUACUUGUUUUGCUAAAGGCUUCAAAACUGUUAUUUUGCUGUCGGCCAUAAUUGGAGCAGCAGGCUGGUAUUAGGGCCCAGAUAGAGAUUGUGGCAAGCUGAUAAAAAGCAGCUGAGGGUCAGAUAUCUUACAGCCGGGCUCCUGCUGGUCCUCAUUCAGGGGUUGGGACCUCAUUUGCUGGGUCAAGGCUUUCAGCAGUGGGCUGAGAUUAACAGAAGACCUCGAAAGCACACAGAAAUUCCACAUUUGUCACACUGCUCCCAUGUUUAGAUAUCGCGAUGUGAACAAUGGAGACUCAGAUGAUCCAGUUUGCUGCAGGGAAGCCAGCCGAGGCCGAGGUCAGUCAGUCAGAAAAAAAGAUGCAGAACCUUUUCAUUCAGUUGAUAUUUGUUUGAAAGUAAGUAAAUAGCUCUGAUAUUAUGUGGAAUGUAAUUGAAAUUCCAACGCCAACAUUUUCUGGAUCUGUAAGGACAGUUCAAACUGGAUGAGGUCCAUCCGAAUUCCACUGGAUCCAGACUGAGACCUACUUCAUGCCAAAUUAAGUAUGAUGAUAGGUACCAAGGACAACAGUGCAAACAGGGAGACAGCUUCCAUCUCUCCCCCUCUUGUCAUCCUUUGUUCCAGAUCGCAAGUAUUAAUACCUGGAGCAUCAAGGGUUAAAGGUGGUUUUGUAGUUUUAGGUUCUUUUCAGUAAAUUGGUACAUUUUACACAAACUUUCAACACAAAUUUCACAAAACGUGCAGCUUUACUUUAGAAAAUCAGAUGAGAUUUUGCAUCAUUGCAUGACGUACAUGUUUUGGAGCAAAAGCAAAGGCAUGUAAACGGCUUGUUUUUGUCUUGACGGUGUUUAGUGCACAUGCACGAGGAGACCUCCUGCUCUUGCUGUGCUCUGCAAUGCAGAGCUUAGUCCAUGACUGAACCCAUGCUGCUAUGUGCCAGGUCCCUGCAGGAGGGCCAGGCUUACUGUCAGCCUGAUGGAGAUUAGAGCAUAAAGUUUCAGCGGAGGAGGGCUCCACAGACAAUUAAGUGAGAGAGAUCGACCUGCGAACAAGUGGGCACGUUAUGUUUACAGUGUUUUAAAGGCCAGCAUAAGCUGAUCUGGAGGUUUGCAUUACACACAAGGAUUAAUAACCAAUAACGACAACACACUAAUAGGAUCUGCACCUCUGAGUAGAUCAAUAAAAAUAGAACAAUCCUCCAAGGAAGGAGAUUCCCUCAGUCUCACCUCACCAUCCUCACAACAGGCUGCUUUUUGUGCUGGAGUCGGAUGUUUUCAUGAUUUUCAAGCUUGAGAAAAGAUGAGGAAACUAGUUCUUGAGCUGUUCUGCAUCACUGAAGCUCUGCUUUGUGCCGCUGAGCCUCUUCUGCUGAAUGAGGCCCGCCUGAGAAAUCUGUCGGCGGCCGGACAAAGGUACAUCGAUGAAGAAAUAAAGCAGAGUUUACUUGGAGUGAUGCAGGUGAAAGAGAAAAUGGAGGGGAGAGAAGAGAAGCACAGGCACCUGAUGGACGCCCUGAGACUCAGCAGUGAAAAGAAGAAGGGAGCCGCUCACCUGGCCAAAGAAACAGAGGGGAAACUCAAGGAAGCUGAAAAACAUUGUCAAGAUUUAAGCAGAUCUUCCUUUGAGAAGUGCCGACCUUGUCUGGAAGACAGCUGUAGAGGCUUCUACACUUCCACGUGUCGCCGCGGCUUCGCCUCUUUCUCCUCCAAGAUGGAAGACUUCUUCAGGAAAAUGAGCCUCCAGCUGGAAGCAAAAGAGCGUGUCGACAGUCAGCAGCAGGAGGAUUCGAGCGUGGCCCCCUCAGCUGACAAACGGCUCACAGAAGAUGGAGACGACCUGGAGCUCCAGCAGGCCGAAGCGUCGUUCAGUCAGCUGCAGUCAAAUGUCAGCGUGUUGUACAACGGCAGCGUCGCUCUGAUCAGGAAGACUCAGCAGGUGUCUGACCGCUCCUUUCUUGCAGCCUUCGCUGCAGAGCCCCAAAUCAGCUCGCAUUCAACCACACAAGGUGGCCUGAGAGCUUUCCUCUUCAGGUCAGCGGGUUUGGACCGCAUCCUUGACUCAGUGUAUGACUUUGGAAAGAAUGUUCUGGAGGAUUUCAGCUCCACUGUGGCUGAAGUGUAUGAAGGAAUACAAGAAGCUGAAGAAUCUGUUCAACAGUCCACCUCGGGAUUACUCUCUGCCUGGCAGUAUUCAAGUGGAAAUCUGUGCCGACAGCUUCGCAGACAAGUAUCAGAGUGCUGGCAGCUCCAAGGCUUCUGCGAGGCCUGCGAGGACCGUCUAUUAAAAGAGUGCUCCGGCGUGCAGCAGUUGUACGCCGAGCUGGAGCAGAUGUCCAUGCUGCUGAACGCCUCCCGUCAGCAGUACGGCGAGCGGCUGCAGCUGGUCCGGAGACACACGGCCGACACUCGGAGAUGGCUCGGCCUCGUGGACGACGAGCACGGCUGGGUCAGCCAGCUGCCCGGCAGCACGGCGGAGCCAACCAGCAGCUUCAGAGUGAUUACAGUAAAUCCACAGCAGCAGACGAUGGGUAACAGGUCUGGAGCAGACACCAGUGUGGUUGUCUCCAUAUUCGACUCGUCCCCGCUCACCAUCUCGGUUCCUGCAGAUCUGGACGUGGAUGAACCAGCUUUCAUCCACUUUGUUGCCGAAGAGGCUCUCGCGACUCUUAAACAUCAAAUGAGAGGAAUGAGCAACUGUGAGGAUCCCAGCCUACCAGCAGUUUCUUUAGAUGAUGAAUGAAGAGUUUUGCACAAUUAUGAAAUAAAAAGGUUACUAUCACAGUUGAAAUGUCU